Molecule: messenger RNA, 4212 nt
Organism: Callorhinchus milii (elephant shark)
Lineage: Eukaryota; Metazoa; Chordata; Chondrichthyes; Chimaeriformes; Callorhinchidae
Gene: crb1
Product: crumbs cell polarity complex component 1
Exons: 12
Coding region: 1-4188 (1395 amino acids)
Biological process (GO): heterophilic cell-cell adhesion; establishment or maintenance of epithelial cell apical/basal polarity
Cellular component (GO): protein-containing complex; plasma membrane
Molecular function (GO): calcium ion binding
Source: RefSeq, a predicted model, not a curated record
AUGGUACAGAUACAUUUUGCUGCUGGUGUGUGUUGUGCUGCAGAUCUUAACAAGUGCCUCCCCAGCCCCUGUAAAAACAAUGCUAUCUGUGAGGAACACACUGAAGAUUACGUUUGCCAUUGUCCAGCAACACCUGUAGCAUUUACAGGGAAGAACUGUGAAGAACCAUAUGAUAGUUGCUCAUCCGACCCCUGUUUGCACAACGCUACUUGUAAAAGCACGCUGGGAACAACAGACUUCUCUUGUAACUGCCUUCCUGGAUACACUGGCAACAAAUGUGAAAUUUACAUCAAUGAGUGUGCCCACAGCCCAUGUAGGAACGAAGCCACCUGUUUGGAUGACAAUGUUGGGCACAUCUGCUUGUGCACACCAGGUUAUACUGGCAGAAACUGCGAAACUGACAUGAUAAAAUGUGCAUCAAGCCCAUGUGCAAAUGGAGCCGUAUGCAAGGAUAAGGCUGAUGGGUUUUCAUGUUUCUGUGUGCCUGGUUUCCAGGGCAAACAGUGUGAGAUCGAAGUGGACGAGUGUGCGUCAGAACCUUGUAUGAAUGGAGCCAUGUGUAUGAACAAAAUCGACAAAUAUAUCUGCAAAUGCCCACUUGGCUUUACAGGCACAAAUUGUGAGUUGGACAUCAAUGAGUGCUUCUCACAGCCAUGCCUGAAUGCUGGGACUUGCCAUGACAACCUGGCCACCUAUUCUUGCACUUGUGCUCUUGGUUUCAAGGGCUCCAACUGCGAAAUCAACCUUGAUGAGUGCGAGAGUCAGCCAUGUCAGAAUGGGGGACGAUGCAUAGAUGAAGUGAACAGAUAUAGCUGUGACUGUGCUGACACUCAGUUCACGGGUCUGCACUGUGAGAUCUACGUUCCAGCCUGUCUUUCACAGCCCUGCCUCAACAAUGCCACCUGCCAGGACACUGUUGGAUACUACACUUGCCACUGCUGGCCAGGUUUCACAGGGACGCAGUGUGAAAUCGAUAUUAAUGAAUGCCACAGCAAUCCUUGUGUACAUGGUGGCGAGUGUCUUGAACUCUCCUGGCAGAACAUGUAUGGAAACAGCUCAGAAAUACCUGCAGAGUUCAGCUAUGAGCAUGCUGUUGGGUACAUUUGUAGAUGUCAGCAUGGGUUCACAGGCUCGUUCUGUGAAAUGGAUGUUAAUGAAUGUGACCAAAGUCCUUGUCAAAACGGUGGAACCUGUCAGAAUACUGCUGGGAGUUACAUCUGUCAAUGCCCAACCACACACCAACAAGGAGAUUUUUAUGGAGGCAAGAACUGCACAGACCUUUUGAUCGGCUGUGAGAACCACAAGUGCCAGAACAGAGCCAAGUGUAUUCCUUCACUAAAAGACGCACAACAUGUGUACCAUUGCAUUUGUGCCCAUGGGUACACAGGCUUGAACUGUCAAACACAGACAACAUUUUCGUUUGACAUCAAUGGAUAUCUUCAUGUUAAAGUACCAGCUUCCAGAAAUAUUGACGAGCCAAUGGAAAGCCUUUUCAGUGUAUCCCUGAGGUUCAGAACUUUAUUGCUCAACACAAUUGUAUUUCAUAGGGGAAAUAAAGAUACAUUUAUGAGAAUGGAUAUACUCAAUGGAUAUUUAUAUACAUCUCUGCAAAUGGACAACCAGCUAGUUACAGAUCUUCAGAUUUUUAAGAACGUCAGUGACGGUGACUGGCACACUGUGGAAAUGACAGUAGGAAGAGCCUUUGCUGUGAAACUCCUGGAUGACCCAUGUUCAGAAGAUUGCACCAUCCAAAAGUUUGUUCAGCUAGAAAAUGAUCAACUUGCUUCUGCGUUUGAAAGCAUUUUCUUUGGGGGCAUCGAGAAUGGCAGCAGGCACUUUUCAGGAGCCACUGACAUUGUCCAGUCUCAGCCUUAUUUUGUUGGUUGCCUCCAGGAUGUGGAAGUUGAUUCCAAAAUAAUUGUCCCAGAAAAGCUUUCAUCGGAUUCAACAAUGAACAUGAAGCCAGGGUGCAGGAAGAAAGACUGGUGCCAGAAUAAUCCAUGCCAGAACAGAGGCAAAUGUCUUGAUUUGUGGCUGAACUACAAAUGUGAAUGUUUCAGACCAUACGUGGGAUCUAACUGUUCAAAGGAAUUAAUUCCCGGCAGAUUUGGCCAUGAAGACACAAAGGGAUAUGCUUUAUUUAUCAUUGAUGAUGAUCUAGGAGAAGAGGUGAACAUCUCCAUGUUCAUUCGCACACGGAAACGUAAUGGCUUAUUAUUUGCUCUGAAGAAUAGCAGUGCUCAGUACCUUCAGAUAAGGUUGGACAGUGGUAAAAUUAUUGUCCAAUCUUAUUUGUCCAAAGCUCUCAGUGGUGAUCACUAUACCAGUGACAGUGACCUCCAUUUCAUAACUGUGAACAUUGGAAGAAACAGGAUGAAGCUUACCCAAUCUGGACAGAUGGUCAGCCACAUGCACAUUCAUCCAAUCAAAGUGCAAGCUGGAGAUUUGGCAUAUAUUGGAGGCCUGCCUGAUCAACUGAAAUCUACCAGUGAUUCCAGCUACUUUAAAGGAUGUAUCCAGGACCUCAGAAUUAACAACAAAAGCUUUGAAUUUUAUCCCAAUGGUGUUCUGAUGGAAUCUUACAGUAACAGGACACUUGUAAAUGUAACAAGUGGCUGCAUUGGUGACAAUACAUGUAAGUUAAACCCAUGUCUGAAUGGCGGAUUGUGCGCCUCCAUCUGGGAUGACUUUGUAUGCACGUGUCCGCCAAAUACAUCAGGGAAAAUGUGCGACCAAGUGAAAUGGUGCCAGCUUGGCCCAUGUCCAUCAAACUCUCAAUGUCACCUCCUCAGUGAUGGAUUUGACUGCAUCUCUAAUGCAACAUUUAAAGGAGAAAAAAGCAUGCUGACUUUCAGAGGGAAUGGAAAGAUUGUGCGAGAUCUCAUCAACAUUACAUUUAGUCUUCGAACCAGGAACUCAAAUGCAAUUUUGCUCCAUGCUGAAAAGGAGCACGACUUUAUCACCAUUGGUAUCAAGCAGUGCCAUUUAAUAUUUAUGAUGCAAAGUGGGAACAGCCUGGACACCCUGAGUAUGCUCAGCCUGACAGGAGUAAGUGAUGGCCUGUGGCAUAACGUGAUUCUUUACAUGACAGAUCCGUUGCUUCACUCAUCCAGAUGGCAGAUGGAGAUAGAUAAGCAAGAAGCGACUGUCACCAGCACAGUUACCAAUGGGAACAUGAACUUUCUAGCAGAAGGAACAGACAUUUAUCUUGGUGGUGGAGGUCCCGAGAUUCGAGGCAGUUUAGCAGGUUGCCUGAACACUGUAAAGCUUGGUGGCAUUUCCUUACCUUACUUUGAAAGUGCUGAUAUUCACAUUAACAAGCCUCAACAAGAACAAUUUAUUAAAAUAUCCUCUAACACUGUACUAAUAGGUUGCCCAAGGAGCAACAUUUGUGCAUCCAAUCCCUGCAGAAACAAUGGCAGAUGUGAGGACAUGGUCGGUUACUAUCAAUGUAACUGUCUUUCGGGUUGGACUGGCCUGAACUGCGAAGUCAAUAUCAAUGAAUGUCAAUCAAAUCCUUGUGUCCAUGGCAACUGUACUGACAAAGUAUCAGCAUACAAAUGUAUAUGUGCACCUGGUUUCACAGGCACUCGGUGCGAAACAAACAGAAACGACUGUCACAACCACAAGUGCGCAAAUGGAGCUAGAUGCAUUGAUGGCAUAAAUGGUUACUCCUGCAGUUGUCCUACUAACUUCAUCGGAAGAUUUUGUGAAUAUCCUAGACUUUCAACUACACUUUGCAUUGAUGAAAAGAAAAACUGGACCUGGACCUGUUAUAAUGGGGGAAACUGUACGGAUAAGAAGAAUGUCAGGUGUAACUGUCCAUUGGGAUUCAGUGGAAGCCGGUGUGAGAUGGACGCUGAUGAAUGUCAAUCGGACCCUUGUCUGAACGGGGGCCUGUGUCAGAACCUGCCCGGCCGGUUCCAGUGCAUCUGCGACAUGAGCUUUGUUGGUGACCGAUGCGAAGUGGAUGACUUGGACAUUUGGACCUCAGAACUUCUUCUGUACAUUGGGUUGGUGACCGUGGCUCUGUUGCUGAUUCUGCUUCUAGCUCUCGCUGCCUUCAUUGUGGCCUUGAAUAAGAGGGCAACACAGGGGACCUACAGCCCCAGCCGACAGGAGAAGGAGGGGUCACGUGUGGAGAUGUGGAACAUGGUGCAGCCUCCUCCAAUGGAGAGAUUGAUUUGAACAGGUUUAUAAAAAAAAGGAAGC